CAUCGUCAACAGGAAACGUGGGAAGCGUCCUUGGAGAUGCAGUUUGUUAGUGGUGUAACUUUCGCAUCUUUCUACCGUUUUGGGUACACAAUGUCUCUGUCAAACAACUGAUGACUUGUCAAUAUUGCCACAGAGGCUCAUGAGAAAACUGUUAAAAGUUUGGCUGUAACCAUGACAGCAGCUGCUCUCAUAGGAGACCAGCUGAUCCUUGAAGAGGACUACGAUGAGACUUACAUACCCUCUGAACAAGAGAUCCAAGAGUAUGCAAGAGAGAUUGGCAUCGACCCUGAUGGUGAACCAGAGCUUAUGUGGCUGGCCAGGGAAGGCAUUGUUGCUCCUUUGCCUCCUGAAUGGAAACCUUGUCAGGAUGUGACAGGGGACAUCUACUAUUUCAACUUCUCCACGGGCCAGUCCACCUGGGAUCAUCCCUGCGACGAGCACUACCGCCGCCUGGUGAGCCAGGAGCGUGAGCGCGCCCAGCUCACAGUCAGCGGGGGUGCAGGAGCAAAGAAGGACAAGAAGAAAAAGAAAGAGAAGAAGGAGAAGAAAGAUAAGAAGAAGAAAGAGCCACUCAAGACUCCGGGAACACAGCUUAGUUCAGCUUUGGGAGCCCUUCCGUCUCCACUUGGCAGCUUGGCUCCUCUCAGAGGUCUGGACCCCUCAAGCCUAGGCCCUCUCUCUGGAUCUGCCCCAGCACUCAGGGGGUCUAUCAGCAGCUCUGGCGGCCUGGAACCCCUUAAGACGUCCCUUCGUGGUCCUCGAAGCAGUGGGGCGUCUAGUGUUUUAGGCAGCAGACAAGAGGAGAGAGUGUCACUUACCCUGCCCGGAUUUGAUGAUGAUGACGACAAUGAUGAAGACAAGGUUUCUGAAAAUGAGCCAAGUCCUCGUGGUUCAGACAGACUGCCGAAGAACCUCCACUUAGACUUCGAUGCCCUCGGUGGAGGCCUGCAGUACGAGGACAGUGAAGCCAGUGGUGCUGCUCCAGCUGAGGAGAGGACAGAGCCAGAAUUACAGGACUUGGCUCUCUCUGGAGACCACAGCCCUGAACCACCAUCCCAACAGGACUCUCUGAAGGGCCGCGACAUCCACCUCUCUCCUCAGGCUGGCAGUGGAAAAAAUGCCAGUGAGAAAGGGGCCGAUGCUACACCCCCUGACAAUGAAGACUCUGCUGAGCUAUCGGAAGAGGAAGUAGCAGAGCAGGAGGUGGAGCAGGAUGAAGGAGGACAUUUGGAAGAUGUUCAGAAAGAGAAGGAAGAGGGUGAAGGAGGAGAGAAAGCCAAGGAGGGAGGGACAGAGGGGAAAGGAGAGGAAGGAAAUGAGGUGGAGGAUGGAGAGGUGGCAGAUGAGAAAGAUAUAAAAGGAGGAGGACAAGAGGAGGAAAAUCAGAGUAAAGCAACUGUAAAGAGUAAAAAUGAGGAGGAAGAAGAGAGUGAUGAGGUAGAUGAAGAAUUCUGUGAAGGGGAAGACAAAGUGUCAGAAAACAUGACACACAAUGAGAGGCAGGAGAGGGCUGAACAAGAGGAGAAUGAUAGCGAUGAGGAAUUGGAACGGGAUGUUAAAAGCCUGGGUGAUGAAACCAAAGACAGGAAAGGGACUGUGGAGAGCGAUGAGGAUGGGAACAAUGUAAUUGAGGAGAAAGAAGAAGUGAAGAAUGUAGAAGAAGAGGAGUUUGACGAAGUGUGUGAUGAAGUUGUGGAGGAAUGCUUUGAAAGUGAUCAAGAUGGAGGGAGUGAGGAGGAGGAGGAGGAGGAGGAGGAGGAGGAGGAGGAGAAAGCUGACAAAGAGAAAAAUGAGCUCAAGAGAGGCCUAAAGGAUGGCGUUCAGAAUAAGAAUGAGAAAGAGGAGCUAGAGAUAAAUAGCAAGGGAGGACAAGAUGGGGGUGAGGAGGGUGAAAGUGAUGAGGCUUUGGAGAGAUGCUCGCUGAGCCAGAGGAAAUUGUCAGAGAGUGAAGAGGAGGAGCAAGAAAGAUGUAUGGAAAAUGAAGGAGAAGAAACGGACUGGGAGGGAGUGGAAAUGGAGGAUGAGUCAGAUGGUCAAAAGCUCCAAAGAGCAUCAGAAAGCGAGGAGGAAGUUGUCGAAGUUUUUAAAGAGGAAAUGGCUCCUGUCCAGUCAGCCCAUCUAGGCCAAAAGGGAGAAAAUCUCGCUGGCAAGAUGAAGGAUGUGACAAUAAAAUCCCCUCUUCCUGCAGAGGAGUCUGAUGACUUUAAGAACAUUGAGGCUUCAUCUUCCACAGAUGUCAAGCUGUCGGAGAAGGUUCUAGACAUCAACGACCUGUCUGGCACAGUCAGUCCGCUGGCGAAAGAUGACAGAGAGGAAACACAUCAAGAAGAGGGGGAUGGGGAGGGAGGACAGCCAAAGAAGCCUGAGGCCUACAAGAGGCAGAUGCUGGCCAAAGUCAAAGACAGCUCUCCAGUCCAUAAAGUUGACCGACUUGUCCUCCACCAGUCCAGCCAUUCACCCUCUCUAUCCAGCUCGUCCCACUUAGAAGAAAGUGUCCGCCAUGGUCGGAAGGUCUCCGACCUCCACAUGCCUCUGCCACUACAGAGGCCUGAAACCUCCAGAGGUCGACCUGUUCAGACUUCGAACACUCAACUCGAAGAUGCUGAACUCCCCUUAAAAAACCAAGACAGCUCACUGGGAGAAGAGCCGAGCUGGAGAGUCUGGAAAGACGGGGAGAAGAAAGAGAGAGAGAAAGAGGAAAGUAAGAGGGCAGAUAGUGAAGAGAGGAGUCUGAGAAAGAGGGUGGAGGAGGAGAGGGAGAAGAAGAAGUCUGGAAAAGACAUGCAGGAGGAAAGGGAGAGUAUUUUGAAGGAAAAGGAAAAGAGGAUGCGCUUCCUCCAGGAAGAACUGAGGCGAGAAGAAGAGGAGGAGGAGAAGAAACUGAAGGAGGAGAGUGAGGAAAGACUGAGGGCUCUGCGGCAGCAACUUCUGUCUAGGAGGAGAGAGGAAGAGGCCAGACUGAAUGAGGAGACUGAUAGAACAAUAGAGGAACUCAGAGAGUCUGUCAAGAGGGAGAGGGAAAAGCAGCAACACAAACUCAGGGAGGACAGUGACGUCAUGCUAAAGGAGUUACAUGUCACUCUAGAGGAAGAACAAACAGCGGCACGUGACAGACUGGAGGCGCAGAAGAGGCAGGACAUUGAACGUUUGAAGGCAGAGUCAGAAGAGGAGCUCCAGGCUGAGAAGAAGAGACUUCAGAGAGAGCGGGAGGAGAAACUGAACUCACUGAAGCAGGAGGUCAGAAGCACAGAGAGGAGGAGGGAGCUGAUGAUGAGUCCCCGACCUGAACAACAACUGGCAGAAUACCAUCGAGAGCUGGCUGAUGUGCUCCAGGAAGUGCGAGAGGAAGUGCAGCGUGAUCAUGAGAGGAAGCUGGAGCAGCUGAGGGAGGACCACUGGAGAGAGAUGAACAGCAUCAGAGAGAAAUACCUAGAUGAGGAGACUGCUCAGAGGGAGCGCUUGUUGUCCUCUCUGCAGGAGGACAGAGAGCAUCUCCAGGCGUCACAUGCUGUCCAGCUGGAGAAACUCCGCUUGCAGCUCGACACACAGAUACAGAAGACUCAGCUGACACAGUCUCGAAAGGAAUCAGACUUGCAGGACUUGGCCGAUCAGUUGGAGCUGAGAGCCAAAGAGCUGAAGAGUCAGGAGGCUAUGCUGCAGACCAAGGCAGCAGAUCUGAAGAGAAAAAAGAAGAAGCUUGGAGAAGAGGAGGAGGACGUGGACAGACAGCUAGAGGCCUUACCACAGCUGAUGCGGGAGAGAGACCAGCUGAGGGAGGAACUGGAGAGGAUGAGAGAGGAGAAAACUCAAGCCCGAGAAUUCAUCCACAGAGCCAGGGUGGAGAGGAGUGAGGCCAAGGAGGAGGAAGAGAGGCUGAGAGAGGAGAGAGACAAGGCCAGGGAGGAGAGCAGGAGAGCCAAGGAUGAGAAGGAGAGACUGGAGAGCAAGGUGGCACUGCUGCAGGAGAGGUGUGACCGCCUCAGCCGCAGAGUCAGUGAGCUGGAACAAGGGGAAGGCGUGAGCACCUCCAGGAGACAAGAACAGGACAAAAAGGCAGAGAAGGUGUCUGCGCCCCCCAGUGACAGGAGAGACGAAUCACUACAUGUAGAGGACCUGGACGAUCCAGCUGUCUCCCCUCUACCUGACAGCCAAAGCAGCAUGGACGAGUUCCGGCGGUACGUCUCUUCACACGGUGCCUCCAUCCAGAAGACCAAACUCUUCCUGGAGAGGGAGAGCAGUCGGCUAAUCGAGAGACAGACGGCUCUUCAAGUGGCCCAGGCCAGCUCCUCUCAGGUCCCCAACCAUGCAGGAGGAGCCACGGAGGAGAUGAUAAGAAACCUCCAGCAGGAGGCCAGAAAUGUGUCUGAGCUGCAGCGGACGGUUCAAAGAGGAAACUCUCUGCUGCGAAGGAAAGAGGAGCAGCUUCAGCAGCUGGAGAGCUCUAUAGCUGAAGAGGCGUUGUUUGAGGAUUUGUCUCGACUAGCAGGAGAGAGGAAGGUAACCUUUGAUGUGACGGAGUCAGACCUCAGCAGCGCUGUGGAUCCACCAGACGUAACAGGAGGUCAUCCCACUGUCCCGGCCAAAGUCCAGGAACUGGCCGAGUCCUUGCAGCAGAUCUCGGGCCAGCUCAACACCGUCCUGGGUGCACUGGGUUCGCUGGCUCAGAGGCAGAGCGCUACACCUUUCGCAGCGUUCUCCCUGCCUCUUUCUCAGCCUCACGCCACCCCAGCUCCCUCCUCCUCCACCGCUGCCCCUGUCAUUCCCCAGAUGCACAACCUGGAGCCCACGGUGAGACUCUCGGAGCCUUCCUGGAACUGGGCGCCUCCAGGCUCCUCUGCAGCCGCCCCUCUCUUCAGCACCCCCAUCACCAGUGGGCUGAGGCCUCCUGACGACCUCAUUAACAGCCGAUGGAGCCAGAUAUUUCCUGGUGCACCCAUUGACCCACUGACUCCUAGCACCCCGAGGACCACCUCAGCGUACUCGUCGUACACUCCUGUUAGUGAGCAAAGCCGUGGUGUGCGGUCCGCGCAGAAAUCAGCGGAUGUGGACGGCCAGAGGCUGCAGGGGCUGAUAGACGGCAACAAGAAGUGGCUGGAGAUGCGAAAGAGAGACACCAGCAUACCUCUGUUCACUCGCUAUCGGGCUCCCUCCUCCAAGAACGGCCUGCUGCAGCUGGGCCUGGACGAUAACAACCAGAUCAGAGUCUAUCACUACUGAGGACAUGACACGCCAUGUCUGUCGCUGAGGACUUUGGAGUGGUAAUGACCGCGGCAGGUCAGCGUUGGGGAUGUUUACACUCUCUUCAGGACGUUCCGAGCAAAGGUUUCCAGGGAUGGCCACGAGGAAGAGAUAUGGUUGUUUAAAGAACUUCGUGAUCAUCAAGAACCGUUAUCAUUCAGCACAGAAAAUGACUCCCAAGCUACAGAUGACUUUCAAACAGAUUACAGCUCCACGCCAGACUCAGGCCAAAUUGUUUACUUUGUCAGAUGUGAGUCUGUAUGUUUCAAAUAUGUAUUUGACAAUCACAGAGAAGUAUCUUCAUUUAAAGUAGUUCUCUUUUGCUAAAACCUUCCAAUAAAAAACAUCACCAGGCUGGUUCAAAGUGACUGAAACUCCAUGUUGUGACAGGUCACAUUUGUAUUUAUGUUGCUGGUUUUCCUAUGUGCUUUUGUGAACUUUUAUUUAACAGUUUCUUACAUUUUUGCCAUUUUAACAGAAACAAAUCCAUGUCAGAGUCAGUGGUUUUAUAAAGAUGAAGCCAAUCCACUGUUUAAAUAUUAUUUUUCUGUUCUACACUCCUUUACUCAGUGUCUGCAUAGCAUUACUGCUGAGCCGUUGACUAGUGUAAACUUUAACACAUAGAUGGAGAAACCUUGUCUUCUCGUGCACAUAUUUGUGUAAAUAAUACUGUAUUUUUCUAUGGAAUAUUUUAAUAAAUCUCAUAUUUUGUA
Messenger RNA from Acanthochromis polyacanthus (spiny chromis), 5951 nucleotides. Its product is annotated as centrosomal protein of 164 kDa. NCBI's taxonomy places the organism in Eukaryota, Metazoa, Chordata, Actinopteri, Pomacentridae. Gene Ontology annotation, molecular function: protein binding. The record is from RefSeq and is a predicted model, not a curated record.